Messenger RNA from Xenopus laevis (African clawed frog), 1639 nucleotides. It is a transcript of the gene sult2a1.S, whose product is annotated as sulfotransferase family 2A member 1 S homeolog. The transcript is spliced from 8 exons. Gene Ontology annotation, cellular component: cytoplasm. Lineage: Eukaryota; Metazoa; Chordata; Amphibia; Anura; Pipidae. Gene Ontology annotation, molecular function: sulfotransferase activity. The record is from RefSeq and is a predicted model, not a curated record. The coding region runs from base 321 to 1091 and encodes 256 amino acids.
UGCUUCUGAAGCAAACACACCGGUUUUACCAGUGCAGCAAAAUCAGUUCACUAUAUAUUUAUUAGUUUAAUAUACUUUCACCUUUCAGUGAUUAUACAUUAUUCCCAUCAGUCCCUGCCGCAGUGGAGCUUACAGUCUAUCUCAUCUACACUAUGGCCAGCUUGAUCCUGGUAACCUGCCUGUUGUAGGUGAACUUUGAAACAAUUCAGCAAGUCCAGCCCACUGACUCAGCAAUCUAUAGGAAAUGCUUCAUUUGGAUGUGUGGGUUCUUUUUUCGUUCUGUUCCAUACGUGGAUCAGACUCUUCAGUAAAGAUACAAAAUGCAAUUUGAUUAUUUCCUGUACAAAGGGGUAAAGUUUUCCCCGGGCUCGUACUCAGAAGAACUGCUUCAACAUGUAGAGAAUGAAUUCCAAGUGCUGGACGAUGAUGUUUACAUUGUGACCUAUCCCAAAUCUGGAACGAAUUGGCUGAUAGAGAUUUUGAGUCUUAUCAACCGAGACGCAGACCCUAUGUGGUGCAACAACGUGCUAAUAUGGCUGAGAUCUCCUUGGAUUGAAACUAAAGAAGGCCAACUGCAAUUAAAGGACCUUUCCCGCCCAAGGGUCCUUACAUCUCACCUACCAUUCCAUAUUUUUCCCAAGUCCUUUUUUACAUCUAAAGCCAAGAUCAUUUAUGUAAUGAGGAACCCAAAGGAUAUUUUUGUGUCACUUUUUUAUUUUGCAAAGAUAAUCUGCCACUACAAAGACCCUGAAAGCUUUGAGCAAUACUUAGAAGACUUUUUGCAAGGGAGCGUUCUUUAUAACUCUUGGUUUGAUCACGUCAAUGGAUGGAUGCAAAUGAAAGACAACAGCAACUUCUUUAUCAUUACUUAUGAGGAGCUCCACCAGGAUCUGCGAGGCUGCAUCUUAAGAAUCUGUAAGUUCCUUGGGAAAGAACUAGAUGAUAACAAAAUUGAUAUAAUUGUAAAGCACUCGUCUUUUGAAGCCAUGAAAGAAAACAAGAUGUCCAACUAUAGCCUCGGCACAAAAGAAUUUAUCGAUCACACAAAAGGCAGCUUUAUGCGGAAAGUUAUGUACAGCGUGGGACGCUAAGAAACUCCUACACCCGGUCAGAUGCUUUGGGCUGCCGAUCUUCGAACAACAUACCUGCGGUGAGUCAGAGCGGUUACGCUUUUUCCAAUCCUCUGUUAAGAACAGCACCAAUUUACUGGCAUGAAAUGAAGAAAUUGCUUAAUCCUGUAACUUUAUUAGGGAGAUUAAAUUCCUCUGUAUUUAAAAACAAAGGUCUUUUUAUUCUUUUUAUCCAGUUUCUGGCUUAUUGUUUAAGGAUUUGCACUGCUUAUUGCAGAUUAUACUAUAUUUAUGUGGCUUUAUAUAAAUGUGCAGUUUUAACCACUUUGGGCCAGAUUCAGUUCCAUGAGAAAACAUUAUUUUAUGGUUUAUCAUGUAAAAAACUAUUGGGUGAGAUUCAUAUCCAGUUCCAGUUUUUUUUGCCAUAGACUUUAACAGUUUUCAUGUGAUAAACAGUGAUAAGUUAUUUCUCCUUGAAUUGCAUUUGGUUCUGGAACUGAAUUAGGAAUUAAGGGGCAGAUUCACUAAAGGGCGAAGUGACUAACACUGGCGUAAAUUCGCCAGCGAAG